Molecule: messenger RNA, 4135 nt
Organism: Drosophila biarmipes
Lineage: Eukaryota; Metazoa; Arthropoda; Insecta; Diptera; Drosophilidae
Exons: 5
Coding region: 858-2729 (623 amino acids)
Source: RefSeq, a predicted model, not a curated record
CUUGCCGCGGUGCUUGUGUCUUUUGCCAGCUUUUCUUCUUCUGCUUGGGGGCCUUCGGUGUAUAAAUGGCAGCGCGCCCGCGUAUCGCAUUUCAGUCUACGUCGGACUUUAGCGCGCGCCGCACACGCUGCGUAUACGUAACGCUUACCGAGCUACGGCGGAUACUCCGCACCGAACCGAGGAGGCCUCCGUCCGAGUGACGCCGCCGUGCUCCGCCGAUCAUUCUGGCGUUCUGGGCCGGGCGCUCUUCGAUUUUUCCGCUCGAGCCUCGAAGAGAAAAUCCGGUGAAAAGUCGGUGGAAAAGUGCCUCUCACCAUCGCACUCGAACCAUUGUGAACUGUUUGGCGUGGGCACUAGAAAUUCAAAUUUAACGGCCUUUCGUGGUGCCGAGAGUUUUCGAAAUCGGAGGCGAGGUUUUUAAUCGAAUCAAAUUAGUGAAAAUUUAAUAUUCCACGGAAAAAGUUAAUGGGAUUUUAAGCAGAAACACUUUAACUAGAGGAAGUAUUUAAUCAACGAAAAAUAACUUAAAGUAAAUGGAAGUGCUUCGUCAAUAUUGAAGUGUAAAGUUGAACAAAUUAAGAAAAGAAAACUGGAAGAUAAGGAGGACAAUAAGAAACUGCAAGUGUGGCGAAAAUUGAUUCGAACAUAAAUAAAGGGCAGCCAAGCGUGGCCAGACAAGGACAACAAAGGCAGGAGAAGCCGAGGGACUUGCGAUUGGCCGAAGAGGCAAAAAUCAAUAGGAGGGCAUAGGCGAUAUCGAUAUGUUGGCCACUCGGGAGGGCAUGGGGCAGACGACUCCUGGCUGUCUCCUCCAGUUCCAGUUCCCGUGGAAUAAGUAACGCCCUCGAGGGACUAACAUGUCGGACCGGUAUCCAGCCAGCUUCUACGAUCAUCAUCACCAGCUCCAGCUUCAGCUACAGCACCACCAUCCCCAUCAGACGACCACGAUGUCGCACUAUCCGCCGCAGCCCUACCGAUCGGGCUACCAUCCCGCCGGCUACCAUCCCUACGGCUAUGGCUAUGGGUCCUCCAGUGCUUCUUACAUGCCCAACUACUAUCGCUAUGCCCCGUACGCCUCGCCGCACUACAGCCAGCACCACCAGGGCAUGUUCACGCCGGCUGGCCAGCAGCUAAUCCCCUCCAGCGUGCUCCACUACCCGCCCAGGUCGCAUCCCUACCAGCCGCAGCAGCAGCAGCCAUCUCAGCCUGGCUACGAGCCACCUGCUCCCUUGCCAUACAGUUCUUCCGCUUCCUAUCAAUCCCGUGGUUUUGGAGCCUUUGCGGGUCCAACUCCCCACUAUGCUCCACCUGGCAGAUCCUCCACGCCGGCUCCGAAUCGCACUGUGCUGCCACCCAGCUACUUGGAACCACUUCGCGGCUACAGCGCCGAGCAGCAACAUCUCGGCCAGCAGCAACAUCUGGGCCAACAGCAGAUGCCACACAUCCCGCUGGCCGGCACACCAAAGCUCGAGGAUCCGGAUGUGGAGGUGGAGGCGGUGGCCGAGUCCCCCGCCCAGCGGCUGACCACAUCGCCGCCCAUGAUCAGUGCCACCGGAACGGACAGCGGCAUCAGCAACUGCAGCACGCGGGCCAGGAGCGACAGCAGCCAGAGCACUCCGGUCUACAGCGGCGAGUAUCCGGUCAACAUGUCGGUGGAGUCCGCCUCCUGCGUUCCGUAUCAUUGUCCGGCGGACGGAAGGGACUUCGAGGAGGAGGAGGUGCUGGUCCAGCCACCAGCGACAGCGGCGGAGGAGACCAGGAGGGCGGACACUCCGCUCAAUAUUCCCGAUGACAUAAGCGCCACGUCGCCAGUGGCCAGUGAUAAGGUGAAAGCAGCACCGCCCACGCCCACUCCGCCGGAAGUUGCCAAGCUUGCGGAAAUCAAUUUGCAGCCGGAGACGGGAGCAUCCUCGGAUGCGCCGACGACGCCGCAGGAAACUACUGGUGGUGAUCCAAUAAUCGAGGCGGCCGACGAGCCACGACAGCCAGGACAGCCAGGACAGCCAGGACAUGCGCAACAGCAGCAACAUCCUGUGGCGAAUACGAAUGGCUGGAGCCCCACGCCGCGACGGCCGCGCACUCCGCCGGCGCCCCAGAACUCGCCAAUUGGCUUUGGCCAGAAUGCCAAUGUGCCACCUGCCCUGGCUCCUCUGCUCCAGCAGCAGCAGCAGCAACAACAGCAGCUGCAACAGCAGCAGGCGAGCAACAUCAAGCGGUGUGCAGCGACGGCCAGAAAUCGCAGCAGCAACAACCGCAUCAUCGAGUGCGAUCUCAUUCCGAGCAAGAAAUCAAAACGGAAGGCGGCCAAAAAGGAAGCCGGCGGCAGCGAGGCCAUGGAGGCUGUGGAGCCCAUCAUAAGGGAACAAAUAAGGGACAUCAAGCCCUUGCCGGGCUUCCUGCAGGCCUUCGGCUCCACCGAAAUCGGGCGCUUUUCCGAGCGAUUCCUGCAGACGCCCGAGUCGCUGGUGGAACGACUGGCUGAGGAGUGCGCAGCCAGUGCGCCCAGCAACUUCGCAUCUCACCCGGCUGGAGGCUACAUCGAUGCCCCGGCCACGCCCACACCCAGCCACUAUGCCUACGAGGAGCAGAACCAGGGCGGCCAUGCCAGGAACCGGAUGCGCGGCUACGGCUACGAGACGCCGGACUACCUGGCGUAUGAGCGAUAUGCGGCCUACGGAGCCGGCAGACCAAGAGCUCGCUACGGGGAAAUCCGCUGCAACGGCUAUUAGCAAGCGGUCUAGAUACGGACACCGACGGCGAGCGGAUCAGAUGUAGCUUAGGGUUAGUGUUGUUGUAGUCGUGCAUAGUCGUUGUCAUUCGAUAUUCUCUGUGUGUGCCUUUUUCGGUCAAAAUUGGACAAUGGUUCCCCCGAAGAGUUGUUGUUGUCGGGGGCCUUGUUAGCGAUGAGUGCGUUCAAAAUUUACCACAAGAAAGAAAGAAAAACAAAAGAAACGGAAGCCAAAAUAUUGUUAGCAAACCAUCUACAUGUAAAUGAAUAAUAAUCAAUUAAGUAGUUCAAUGUAUUUUAAAUCGAAGUCGUUUUAAUCGAUUCAGAGUGUAAGUUGAAAUCGUGUCCCACUGUACAUAAGUAUGCAUUUCGUAUGUGUAACACUAGAUUUUAGUCAAACUACUUGGGCAGUUGGUAAUGGGAUCUAAAAAGUUUUCGAGGUCCCCGGGCGUUGGGAGACGUUUUUUCUUAACUUCAACGUAAAUGUAGUGAACACUCAAAAUUGUUUACAGCACCGUUUCCGAGCGGAAACCAUUUUUUUGGGGCACUAAGCACCGAGAUCACCCCGAGUAAAGAUCAAAUAAAACAGAGCGAAAAUCUUACAUUUAGCAAAGACAUGUGCCAUUGAAAAAUAUAUUUAAUUGAAAACACAAUUUAGGAAUUACGUUUAUGUACAAUACAGAUACAAAUUAAAGUUUAGCUACGGUAAUCUAAAGCCAGAUAGUUAAUGUUAAAGCAAUGCACUACGUUUUAGUCUAGGACACAGAUACACACAUACACACAGAGACGCAGAUACAGAUACAGACACAGGUACACCCACACAGAGACACACUCGAACCACCGCACUAAUUUGUACUUGGCAAAAUUGAUUAAUUUUCUAUCGACUUACUAACAACCCAUUCAUUUUCGGAUCGAUUUCUUUGUUGUAUUGAGUGCCUUAAUUUACUGAAUUCAUUUCCAAUAUCUGUGCGUGAACAACUGAGCGUAACGAAUUUGUAUGAUUUACUUGUAGAGAGACAACCAAGUUCAGGUUUCAAAGGGGCCCAACAAAAUUUCAAACGCAAAUCGAACAAAUCAAUGAAGACAAAGAGACAACCGAAUAUUACCAAAAACGGAAAAAAUCCAAACACAUCGAGCGACAUUCAAAAAUGUUUAAUAGCGAUUAAAAAACUAGUUAAUAUGUAAAGAAACUACUCACCAACAAAAAACACAGAGGAAGAAAACCCUGUAGCGUUGACAUUUUAUGCCAACUAAGUAUUUGGAAGUCUUCGGUGGUGAAAUGAAGGAACAACAACCGAGGACGAAAGAAAGCAAACCAAGUAUUUAGUAUAAUUAAGUCCGUGUGUAAAUAAAUAUUUGAAAGUUUGAAUUUUACGAAAUAAAUCACGCAAAACGAUUAGCAAAGGA